Messenger RNA from Schistosoma turkestanicum, 1057 nucleotides. Lineage: Eukaryota; Metazoa; Platyhelminthes; Trematoda; Strigeidida; Schistosomatidae. The record is from the annotation of a GenBank genome assembly.
UAAGUCUAUGUACAAUUUAAAAUUUUCCCGCUGUUUUUCUUCACAUUGGCUUUCCUGGUUCUCCAAAUCUGAAGCUUGUAUGAUAGCUGAUUUUUCUUGAUCCCUAUGCUCAUUAAACGCUUACUCGGUCGUCGUCUCAUUUCUUUUGUUCGCUUUUCCAGUUUUCCCCGCUCACGCUAUUUCGCAUGCUGCCCUAAUACACAAGGUACUUUCUGGCUAGUGGAUGGCGCUUUGCUGAAAAUACUUGCCUCACUUUCUGAACGAAUGCUGAAGAAAAAUGAACAAGUUCUGUUCAAGUUUUUUGGAUCUCAGUCGCCAAAAUACUUACCUACGAAACAGAAUUGAAAAUAUCGAUGUGGAUCAUGGGAUUGUGUUCUCCUUUGAGUCAAACACACAGUUAUGUGAUAUGACUAUCGACUGUGUUGAGUCUCGCCUACUACUUGUUGGGUCACAGGACGGACAUAUACAUAUAUUUGAUGUUGAAGACCCAAGGGUCUGGAGUCUUGAUUCAAUUAAACAUACUUCUAUUGCGUCCAUUUGCAACAGAAGAAGUGGUGGUUCAGGGUUUAUGUCAAAAGGGUCUCCACUAGUUUGUAUGCAAUGGUAUCCAGUUGACAGUGGUUCCUUCAUAUCGGCAUCAGCUAACAAAAUUCUCGGCAUAUGGGACACCAACCGCCUUGAGGUAUGUCUAACUUUUUACAGUAUAUCCAUUAUUCUGAGAUUAAGUGAUAUCGCACGAGUUUAUCGUAUGUUUACACGAUGCACCAACUUUUAUCAGCGUAAGAUCUCGGCAUGUCAGAAUUCCCUGCUAGCAUUGUUGUGCUUACAACUGCUAUCGGAGUAUAAACUACUUACAAGUAUAACCUCUGAGGGUCCUGGUCAUCAUAAUUCGGAUUAUGCCUUGACUUCACGCAUAGACUUCCAAAUAAUUUCUAGUAGUUUAAUUCUAAGUUUUCUUUUUAAAUCAUUCGUGGAAAUCCUGAUUAUUUAUUAUCUGCUUUCAAGCUAACAUUUCUCAUGAGUCAAUGAUGAACUAUGGUGACCAAUCUUCCGGUUG